UACUCAAGCCAUGUACUUUCUACUCCUAUCUCUAGUUGAUCUUUAGUCUUUUUGAAUAUAUCUGAGGAAGAAUAGAUGAAUAUAUCCAAAUAGAUCAGUACUCUACGGUCUAGGUUUUUGACAUUUCAAUUUGACGUUUUGAAUGUGUGGUGAAUUGUAUCGUACGGGGAUGAAUAAAAGGUAUUUAAAAUGUCAAGAUUACGGAAGAGUACAAAAUUUGAAAUAAGUCUCGGAAGUAUAUAGAGACUAAUGAACUAAAUCUGACAAUUUAAAAAACAAAAUUUAAUAAAUGAUAAAUUACGCAUUUUCAUGGCCGGAAUUAGUUGGUAUCAAGCCAAUGGUAUUACUAUUACGACAGAAAGAUGUAAAGUGGAAGCUCAAGUGCCUCUUUGUUCUUUAGCCGACGUGCAAUUAAGAUUUCUUUGUCCAAAUGACUUGGGUGAGGUUAGAGCUCUCUGUCAAGAAUUAUUUCCUAUUGAGUAUCCUCUUUCAUGGUAUGAAGAUAUAACAUCGAGUCAAAGCAGGUUCUAUGCCUUGGCGGCAGUAUAUAACCAAGUGAUAAUAGGACUUAUAGUAGCAGAAAUCAAACCUUUCUUAUGCCUCAAUUCAGAAGAUAUGGGUAUCUUAUCAAAGAGUUUUAUAAAAAGUGCUGAUGUGGGUUAUAUUUUGUCAUUGGGGGUCGUGAGGCAGUACAGAAGGAAUGGCAUUGCAACUUUAUUGUUAGAUUCAUUAAUUAAAUAUCUAACGAGCACAGAAAAGAAAAAGGUCAAAGCUGUUUUUCUACAUGUUCUGACUACCAAUUCUGCUGCUAUACUUUUUUAUGAACGUAGGAACGUUCGUUUAAAACUGUUCUUAUACCUAAUGGCAGAAGCUUCGUCAGUGGUAGUAAAUGGUGAUGAGCUGGAUAAACAAAAAGACGUAAAUCUUCCAGAGUGUGCUGUUUGUCUUCAAACAUGUGUGCAUCCGUCGGAGUUGCCAUGUGGGCAUGUGUUUUGUUUUUUAUGUAUAAAGGGUAUGGCAAAUCAGAGCAAACGAUGCGCUAUGUGUAGACAGGAGAUACCGCGAGAUUUUGUAGACCGCCCUAAAUUGCUUCAAUCUCCUGAUAAUGCUGAAAGCUAUGAUGAUGGCUAUCAAUGGUUUUAUGAAGGUCGAAAUGGUUGGUGGCAAUAUGAUGAAAGAACUAGUAAAGAACUAGAAACUUCCUAUAAAGAAGGCAAAAGUACUUGUGAACUUCUAAUAGCUGGAUUUUUAUAUGUGGUUGAUUUAGAAUGUAUGAUUCAGAUGAGAAAAACUGAUCCACUUAGGAGACGACGAAUAAAAAGAGAUUUAGCAACUGUGCCGAAAAAAGGUGUGGCAGGUUUAAGAAUUGACACUGAUUUGUCUGAGUAUAUAAUAAACCAUUCAGAAACACAAAGUUCUUCCAGUCAAGUUGACAGGCAGACUGACAAUUUAAUACCUAUUACUCCCACAAAUACCCCACAAACACCUGUAAGUGGAGAAGAAUCACCUCAAGUGGAUGAUGUAGAGACAACAAUGGAAAGGAUAAGAACUCUUAGAUUAGAGGUGAAUGAAAGCAGGCCUCAUUACAUGCUUGACAAUGGUUAUGAAGAAGAGAAUUCUUAAAUUUCAUAAAAAUAUAUAUUAAUGAUAUAAUACUCAUUACACUGAUCGUGAAUCAGUUGCAUAAGAAUUAAUAAAUUGGUGCUGGAUGUAAGAUAAAAAUUGUUCUUUCAAAAUUUCAAAAAUGAGUAGCAAAUAUGUUUAUUUCUAUUACAUCAUUUUUGAUUUUGUAUUAAAAUUUAACACUACAAAGUGUUAAUA
This is a messenger RNA of Agrilus planipennis (emerald ash borer), 1821 nucleotides long. RefSeq names its product N-alpha-acetyltransferase 60. The transcript is spliced from 7 exons. Gene Ontology annotation, biological process: Wnt signaling pathway; ubiquitin-dependent protein catabolic process. Gene Ontology annotation, molecular function: zinc ion binding; poly-ADP-D-ribose binding; acyltransferase activity, transferring groups other than amino-acyl groups. The coding region runs from base 310 to 1623 and encodes 437 amino acids. Lineage: Eukaryota; Metazoa; Arthropoda; Insecta; Coleoptera; Buprestidae. The record is from RefSeq and is a predicted model, not a curated record. Gene Ontology annotation, cellular component: nucleus; cytoplasm.